AUGGCUUUCACUUCCACCCUCUCUAUCUCCUCACACCCGCAACCGCAACCGCAACUUCGCCUCCGCCAAAACCGCUCGCAGUAUCUGGCCGUAACCGCCGUCCAAUUCGUCUGGCUUCCGCCUCUAAAGAGGCGGAGAGCCUUUGCUUUGGGAGUGUCUUCUAGAAGCUUCGUGGUUAGGGCUGCCUCUAGUGUUCCUUCGGCACGUGCUUCUGGUUCUCGUAGAGUCUAUCGCGAGUCUCAGGCUAAUGCGACUCUCUCCGUUGCUACUGUUAAACAGAUUGCAACCGCUGUUGCUCCGUUUGGUGUCUUCUUAGCAGUCACAUUCGUUAUCUGGAAGUUGGCGGAGAAGCUUCUUGUUCCAACUCCAAAGCAAUCAAAGUCUACAUCCGGUGAAAGCCAGUCUCCUUCACAAGGAUUGAAAUGGUCAUUUGCUGCCGGUACAAAUUUGUUGUCUCAGCUUGGGGCGAAGAUUGAGAGACAAUCUCAACAGAAACUUAACGAGUUUGCUCGAGAACUGAGGGCAUUUCCAUUUAUUGAUAUGUCAGGGCGCAAUUUUGGAGAUGAAGGAUUAUUCUUUCUUGCAGAGAGCUUGGCAUUCAACCAGACUGCAGAGGAAGUGAGUUUUGCUGCAAAUGGAAUAACUGCUGCUGGAAUGAAAGCUUUUGAUGGUGUUCUUCAAUCAAACAUCACGCUGAAGACUCUUGAUCUUUCAGGGAAUCCUGUUGGAGAUGAAGGAGCUAAGUGCCUAUGUGACAUACUGAUGGGUAACUCCACCAUUGAGAAGCUCCAGCUAAACAGUGCUGACUUGGGGGAUGAGGGUGCAAAAGCUAUUGCAGAAAUGCUGAAAAAUAAUUCGAGUUUGCGGGUGCUUGAACUUAACAACAACAUGAUCGAAUAUUCUGGAUUUACAAGCCUGGCUGGAGCACUUCUUGAGAAUAACAGCAUAAGAAAUAUACAUCUCAAUGGCAAUUAUGGUGGUGCAUUGGGGGCUAAUGGAUUUGCUAAAGCACUUGAGAGAAACAAGUCCCUAAGGGAACUACAUUUGCAUGGAAAUUCUAUUGGUGAUGAAGGAAUUCGUUCGUUGAUGACAGGAUUGGCCUCUCAUAAAGGGAAACUUUCACUUCUAGACAUUGGCAACAACUCAUUAACAGCUAAAGGUGCAUUCUAUGUUGCUGGGUAUAUUAAAAAGGUCAAAAGCCUGUUGUGGUUGAACAUCUACAUGAAUGACAUUGGUGAUGAGGGUGCAGAAAAUAUUGCAGACGCUUUAAAGGAAAAUAGGUCAUUAACGACAUUAGAUCUGGGGGGAAAUAACAUUCAUGCUGUUGGAAUUGGUGCUGUUGCUAAAGUUUUGAAAGAUAAUUCCGUUAUUACCACUUUAGAACUUAGUUAUAAUCCCAUUGGACCAGACGGAGCCAAGGCCUUGGGCGAAAUUAUCAAGUUUCAUGGAAAUGUAAAAACCCUUAAACUUGGUUGGUGCCAGAUAGGAGCAAAAGGGGCAGAGUUCAUUGCAGAUGCUUUAAAAUAUAAUACAACAAUAUCAGUUCUGGACUUGCGGGCAAAUGGACUAAGAGAUGAAGGUGCAAUGUGCCUGGCUCGGAGCUUGAAAGUUGUUAAUGAAGCUCUGACUUCACUAGAUUUAGGAUUUAAUGAAAUACGGGAUGAUGGAGCAUUUGCUAUUGCUCAAGCACUCAAGUCUAAUGAAGAUGUGGCUGUCACAUCUCUAAACAUUGGCAGUAACUUCCUUACCAAAUUUGGCCAGAGUGCUUUAUCCGAUGCAAAAGACCAUGUGUUUGAGAUGACUGAAAAGGAAAUCGCCAUUUUUUUCUAA
Vicia faba (fava bean) is the source of this 1830-nucleotide messenger RNA. NCBI's taxonomy places the organism in Eukaryota, Viridiplantae, Streptophyta, Magnoliopsida, Fabales, Fabaceae. The record is from the annotation of a GenBank genome assembly.